Messenger RNA from Canariomyces notabilis, 657 nucleotides. RefSeq lists its product as uncharacterized. The transcript is spliced from 3 exons. NCBI's taxonomy places the organism in Eukaryota, Fungi, Ascomycota, Sordariomycetes, Sordariales, Chaetomiaceae. The coding region runs from base 1 to 657 and encodes 218 amino acids. The record is from RefSeq and is a predicted model, not a curated record.
AUGGCCUGGGAGACUGCGGAGGACGCACGAAAGUCCAUUUUAGAAGAUGGAUUCUUUCUGGUGAGGGAUCCUCAGAUUGGGGAGCGUGUUAAGGAGAUGGAGGGGAAGGGUUUUCCCUACGCAUCAGAAUACGGCCUCGACUUCUGUAAAGUCAACGUCCUUGAUGAUCGUGUCCGAACUAUCCUCGAAUCCUUUUUCGACUGGUCAGGUUUGGGACUUUACCGGACUUUCGGCCGCGACCCAGAUCACAAUUUUCUGUUCAUGAAUAGAGCGACUACCGAGAUGCAAGUCCUUGUGGUGCAGUUAUGGAGCAACGGAUCACGAGUAAGGUUCUGGGGCCGUUCGCAACUCCACGCUUUGAAUGGUAUCGCUGCUGCAAAUGGCCUGCUCGAGGUUCCGUCUGGGCGUCUGGAAGGACUUGGGCUUCAACCAACGGAAGUUGUGCUGGAGCGUGGCGGGCUAGCACUCCUAGAUGCGCGACUCGCUUUCAACAUUAUCGAAGGUUUCGCGAUCACGUUUGCAUUCGCGACGCAGGAGGAACUUCGAACGUGGAGCAAGAUGCGAAUACCAAAGCAAAUAGACAGGCUCGACCAGAAGAUGGCUGAAAUGGAGAGCAAACAUAUUGGGGUGAACUUCGCAUUCGAAAAGUCGGGAUAA